Penicillium olsonii is the source of this 1500-nucleotide messenger RNA. NCBI's taxonomy places the organism in Eukaryota, Fungi, Ascomycota, Eurotiomycetes, Eurotiales, Aspergillaceae. The record is from the annotation of a GenBank genome assembly.
AUGGCCGCCUUCACUGCACUUUUUGUGCUGUGGACAUUAACAGUCCAAACACUCGCCAAAGCCGUCAACACCAGUUCAUUUUUGCCAAUCCCCGAUAAACCAAGGGUUUUCAUUGUUUCUGACAUCUCCAAUGAGCCUGACGAUGCCGAGUCCUUGACCCGAUACUUGCUAUACGCCAACCAGUUCCAGACAGAGGGAAUUGUCGCCGUCACGUCAACAUGGCUGCGAGACGAAGUCUAUCCUGAAGAUUUGCUGUCCGUGAUCGAUGCCUAUGGAAAUGUGACAGCCAACCUCAACCGCCAUGCUCCCCCGGAUUCUCAAUACCCGUCAGGAAAGCACAUGCGCAGUCUUGUGCGGAAGGGCGCUGCAACCUACGGCAUGACUGCGGUUGGCAAAAAUGUCACUUUGAGUGAUGGAGGGAAGUUGCUCCUUGAACGCCUCCUAGAGAAGUCCGACCAGCCAUUAUGGGUACUCGCAUGGGGUGGAACCAACGUCCUCGCCCAAGUGCUAUACAAAAUCCAAGAUACCUACUCGGCGACCGAAGCCGCCGCGAUCCGGUCUCGUGUCCGUGUCUAUGCGAUCUCUGACCAGGACGACACAGGUGCCUGGAUUCGCCAGCAAUUCCCAGACGUGUUUUACAUUUCCUCAACCCACGGCUGGAACCAGUACGGUCUUGCUGCGUGGAUUGGGAUUUCCGGAGAAGUCUACUACGGUAGAGAUAUUGGAGGCUCCGACAACACAACGGUCGACCACAAGUGGUUGCGCGACAACAUCCAGAUUGGAACUUAUGGAAAAGCUGCGUAUCCAGACUUCAAGUUUAUCAUGGAGGGCGAUACCCCGACCUUCCUGUAUUUGAUUCAGAAUGGACUGGGUGUCUCCGAGCGGCCUGAUUAUGGGUCUUGGGGCGGUCGUUACUCGAAGGUCAACCCGUCCACUAUUCUCAAUUUCAACCACUACAGUGAUACUGCCGACCGCGUGGUCGGAAAGAACAACAAGACCUUCGUCUCCAACCAGGCGACAAUCUGGCGAUGGAGAAGUGCUUUCCAGAAUGAUUUUGCCGCUCGUAUGCAGUGGUCUCUCCCGGCCAACAUCAGCAAAGCAAAUCACCACCCCAUCGUCUCGGUGAAUGGCAGUGCCUCGUUGGCCCCAUUGAAUAUCACCGCCAUGGCUGGCUCCACCAUCACGUUCAAUGCUGGAGCAACGUCGGAUCCCGACGGCGAUUCUUUGAGCUUCAAAUGGUUCCAGUACCGUGAGCCUGGAUCAACGGAUUGGAACGUUGCUGGUCAGGUACCUGCGUUCAAUGUUACAUCCACUAACGGCGGCCGGGAGGCCAAGGUGCAGCUUCCUGCAGCUAGCGAAAGCUGCAAUGGAAAAGCUGAAACCUCUUCCGGAUGCUGGUUGCUACAUUUGAUCCUGGAAGUGACUGAUGAUGGAUACCAUCCUCUUACGAGCUAUCGCCGAAUCUUGAUCCAGACAUCCAACACGACCAAAACCUCUUGA